Molecule: messenger RNA, 1284 nt
Organism: Penicillium paradoxum
Lineage: Eukaryota; Fungi; Ascomycota; Eurotiomycetes; Eurotiales; Aspergillaceae
Exons: 1
Coding region: 1-1284 (427 amino acids)
Source: RefSeq, a predicted model, not a curated record
AUGUCGAGUGCCUUCACUGCCAUUGGUACUCCCUCUGCAGGGCUAGCCAGCAUCACCCGGACGUGGACUACACAUCUACCCUCUGAACCACCGAAUCUAGUGACACUCACGUCAAUUCAAACGGAGACUGUUCAUCCUACAUGGAUCUACACAAUAUCCGACUCCGAGCGUGGUCCCAGCAGCACUGCGACCACUGUACUCGAUCUCGUGUCGCCAACACUGAACCCAGCCCCAGUGACUGUAACGCUGACAACCACUGGUCUAUCAACGACUAAUCCGGACAUCGUAUUACCGACUGCCAUCUCUAUAUCAUCAACUGUCUCGGAAUCGGCAACCUUCACAUCGAGCCUAACAACCAUAGUGUCUUCAAGCGCAAUGAAAGAUCUGCCGAUUCCAACCACUUCAGAGUUAUCUGAACACCUCGCGUGGAACUCCGAUGCUCCUAGCAGCAUAUGGAUUUCACAAACCUCAUUGACUAGCCCAAGUACUCCUCCAUCAUUGCCACUGCCAGUCUUCCCGGAGGCGACGACUAGCUCCGUGAGCUCAGUUAGUGCCUCGACCAUCUCAAGCACUGGGUCGUCCACCACACCCUCGAUAUCACCAGUCACCGGAGUUGUCACAAGCGCAAGCGCUUCAGACACAGCUCAAGCUGACCAAUCGCACCCCAAAUCCACCUCCAAGACCGGGACGAUCGUUGGGAGCGUCAUCGGAGCAUCAGCAUUCACCAUAUUCGCCCUUCUGGCCUUCGCUCUGUUCAUCCGCCGCAGGCGACGCAAGCUCACGACAGAACGUCCCGAUACAAGACAAAAGCUUUUACGAGCCGACUCCAUGACCUCUUCAAUCGGUCACUGCCGUUACCAUUCCUAUCCCUCGAUGCCAGGCAAUAUCAGCCCGCGAUCACCCAAGCUCCCAGUUAUCCCAUUGCAACCCUCCAAUCCAGAUCUGUCCCUGGACAGCAUGUAUCUGCGUGGCGAGCGCACAACACAAGAUUCCUUUGCGAAUCCGCCAUCCGCAGUCAUCGAGAUAUCUGCUCCAUCUCGCAGCGUCUCAAUAUACUCUUCAUCCUCCUGGGGAAACGGGCAUGGGUAUCCGAGCUGGGAUUGCGAGCGCGAGGGCGCAGAUUCCCUCGCUGUACCGCGCUUGAGUCCAGGUUAUCUGGAUACGCCGAUGAUGCGUGAUAGCAUGCGCAGUGACCCCUUCGACCUCGAUCUCGAACCUCCUCCAAACGCACAUCACCGGCCUUCGGCUCCUCCGCUGCCAACACCAUGGGGUGUCAAGUUUUAG